AUGACGCAGAACAAGUCGCCGGCGGCUAAGAAGACGGUGGUCUGGUGGGACAUGAAUACCUGUCCGCCUCCGGAAGAGUUAGAUCCUUAUCAGAUCCGUCAGAGUAUAGAAUCGGCGUUUUCACACUACCUUCCUUUCACCAUCUCUGCCCAUGGCAACCUAAAAGCCAUUCCUCCUGGCCUCUUGGAAUCGAUAUUAUCCUCGGGAAUCAUUUUGAAACACGGCCUAGACGGUUCGAUGCCCGUGGAUAUGAAGAGGUGGAGAGAUGCUAAUCCACCUCCGGCUAGGUUGAUUCUUAUAUCCGAUUGUGAAGGCAUCCGUGGGAUACUGCCAUUGUUUAAGAAUCUUGGAUACACGAUUAUUGGUGUCCUUAAAAAAAAUGAGCUUGAGCUUGAAGAUCCAGCCGAAUACGCUUCUCUAGUCACCUUCUCUUGGGAUCAUUUAUUAUCAGGUUGUCAUCGCCGUACUACUGGAGAGGUUAUGGAUGUUAAGGACAAGUGCAGUGAAACUGCUUGGCUAUGCAAGUUAUGCAUUAAUUCUAGCCGCCCUUUUGCUGGGGAAAGCUAUGAAAGUUUGACCAGGCAUUUCAACAGUGCACAACAUAGUUUUCAAAUUGCUAAGAUUACCGAGAUGAAGAGGCAGUCGAUGGGAAGUAGACGUGGUAACGAAGCCCACUCCGUUUCAGGCGUGAGAAGGCGAAGACUGGGUGUUGUUUGUUUCUCUGCAAGGCAUUUCUUAUGUUUCAUAUGUUACUUGGAAGCCACGGUUUCCCUCUACCAAUUAGCCAAGUGCGAUUUGAUAUUUCACGAGAUGAUGCAGAACAAGUCGCAGCCGGCUAAGAAGACGGUGGUCUGGUGGGACAUGAAUACCUGUCCGCCUCCGGAAGGGUUAGAUCCCAAUCAGAUCCGUCAGAGUUUAGAAUCGACGUUUCCACACCUCCUUCCUUUCACCAUCUCUGCCCAUGGAGACCUAAAAGUCAUCCCUCGUAGCCUCUGGGAACCGAUAUUAUCGUCGGGAAUCCUUUUGAAACACGGCCCAGCAGGUUCGAUGCCAGGUUCGAUGCCCAGUGAUAUGACUAGUUGGAGAGAUAAUAAUCCACCUCCGGCUAGGUUAAUUCUUAUAUCCGAUUGUGAAAGCGUCUGUGGGAUACUCCGCUUGUUUACGGUGCGUGGAUACACGAUUACUUGUGCCGUUAAAAAUAAUAAGCCUGAAGAUGCAGCCAAAUCCAAAUACGCUUCUCUAGCCGCCAUCUCUUGGGAUCAUAUAUUAUCAGCUGCUUGGUAUGACAGUACUAGUGGCCGACCGGUUAUGGACAAGUGCAGUGAAACUGCUUGGGUAUGCAACAUGUGGAUUGAUUCUAGCCACCCGUUUGCUGGGGAAAGCUAUGAAAGUUUGACCAGGCAUAUGUCCAGUGCAUUACAUAGUAUUCAAGAGUCGAUAUGGAUGAACCCUACGCCCUCUUCUGGUUCUCGAGAUGAAGAAUAUGAAGAAAGUGAAGAUGAUCUUGGUUCUGGAGAAGAUGAAGGAGAUGAAGAAAGUGAAGAUGAACUAGAUAAGGAGAUGAUGCAGACUCGAGAAGAAAGUGAAGAUGAACUAGAUAAGGAGAUCAUGCAGAACAAGAAAACAGGGGUGUGGUGGGACAUGGAUACCUGUCCGCGUCCCCAAGGGUUGGAUACCUGUCCGUCAGAGUAUAGAAUCGAUGUUUUCAGAACACCUUCCUCUAAACGUCUCUGCCAUUGGCAACCUGAAUUCCAUCGAUGCUGGCGUGUGGGAACCCAUCUUAUCCGCUGGUUUCUUUACGAAACACAGCCUAGCAGGUGA
Microthlaspi erraticum is the source of this 1821-nucleotide messenger RNA. The record is from the annotation of a GenBank genome assembly. Lineage: Eukaryota; Viridiplantae; Streptophyta; Magnoliopsida; Brassicales; Brassicaceae.